GGGAAGGGAACCUCUCACAUCACGUUGUUACAAUGUGUUCCCUCGGUAGCAGUAUGGCUGCCUCCAGCAAGAGAAAACUUGCCCAGCUCAGCGUUGAUGAGUUUUUAACCUCCACGUUUGACACGGAUAGUAACAGCAGUUCAGACGAGGAGGAGACUGGAGUCACAGACGUGAAGAAAGGUGGCAAACGAGAGAUCCAGGGCGGACACAGAAAGGAAGAGUCACCGUUGGAAGUGCAGGGACAAAAGAAGGUGAAACAAAAAAGUUCUAUCCAAGAACACAAAGAGCAGCUCUCGCGUUUGAAAGAGAAGCACCCGGAGUUUUUCGAGUUCCUGGAGAAAAACGACCAGAAGUUGCUGAAUUUCGAAGACACCGACAGCUCCGAGGAUGAUGAGAAUGAGCUGCACACGCUGCCAGAGAAACUCGAGCUGGCCAGUGAUGAAGAGGAAGAUAAUGAACAGCCGACCAAGAGGACUAAAGCAGGGGAUUUAAUAACAGUGACUACCCAAAUGGUAGAGAAUUGGAAAGCGGCAGCAGAGGACAAGUUGACCUUCAAGCUGUUCCAUGACAUUGUGAUGGCAUUUAAAGCUGCUGUUUCUACCACAAAAGGAGGGGAUGCAAGUGGGGAACCCGGAAAAUACAAAGUUGAAGACAGUUUGGUCUUCAAUAGCCUGGUGUCAUUCUGUAUCCGCGAUCUCCUCUUAGCCGUACAGAAGCUCCUUCAAUUAAAACCAGCCGGGGACCAGAAAAAGUUGUUACUGCCCUCCAGCAGUCCACGGUGGCCCAAGAUCCGACAGGAUGUCUGUACUUACUUGACUGGUCUUAUUCAGCUCCUAUCGAGUUUGACGGAGGCCACUGUUGUUCAUGCUGUUCUGCAGCACGUGCUUUGUUUAGUAUCCUACUACAUGUGCUUCCCGAAGCAGUGCCGACUCCUUCUGAAGCAAACCAUUAAGCAGUGGAGCACGGGGGAGGAGAUGGUGCGAGUUCUGGCGUUCCUAAUUCUUAACAAAAUAUGCAGAUACAAGCAAGAUGUGUAUCUGGAACCAGUGCUGAAGCAAACGUAUGUCGCCUAUGUGAAGAAUUGCAAAUUCACGUCACCAAACGUGCUGCCCCUCAUAAACUUCAUGCAGCGCACUUUGACUGAGAUGUACGCGUUAGACACCCAGGUGACAUACCAACAUGCCUUCAUUUACAUCAGGCAGCUGGCUAUCCAUCUCCGAAAUGCGAUGGUGAUGAAGAAAAAGGAGACCUAUCAGUCCGUCUACAACUGGCAGUUCGUCCAUUGCCUGUACCUUUGGUGUCGUGUGUUGAGUUCCAUUUAUCCCAAUGAAGUUCUGGAGCCACUCAUUUAUCCACUGACUCAAGUUACUAUUGGCUGUAUCAAGUUGGUGCCCACAGCCCGUUACUUCCCUCUGCGACUCCACUGUGUCCGUGCACUGACUCUGCUCUCCGACUGUACCCACACCUUCAUUCCAGUCAUGCCUUUCAUUCUGGAAGUUUUCCAACAGGUUGAUUUUAACAAGAAACCUGGCAGGAUGAGCUUUCGCCCAAUCAACUUCACUGUGAUUCUGAAGUUAUCUUCUGCAAAUUUACAUGAGAAAGCUUUCAGAGAUGGUUUAAUAGAACAGCUGUAUGACCUGAUUCUGGAGUAUUAUCAUACUCAGGCACAUACCAUCGGUUUUCCAGAACUGGUAUUGCCUGCUGUCAUUCAGCUGAAAACUUUCCUCAAGGAAUGUAAAGUGGCCAAUUACUGUAAGCAGAUCAAACAACUGCUGGAGAAACUACAGGAAAACUCCAGCUACAUCAGUGGCAGGCGGCAGAAGGCUGCAUUUGGCGUGGUGGAUAAAGAGGCCGUGGCUCUGUGGGAGAAAACACUGAAAGCUGAGGGCACACCGUUGCACAAGUACUACAACAUCUGGAAAAAACUGAGAGAGAAGGAGAUUAUAAUGGAGAUCACUGGCAAGGAGAGGCUGGAAGACCUGGAUUUCCCCGAGAUCAAACGCAGGAAGUUGCAGGAGAGAAAAGAGAAAGACAAGAAAGAGUUCAAGGAUCUCUUUGAGUCUGACAGUGACUCUGAUGAUGAAAGCAGUGUGCUUAAAUCUAAAGGAGUAUCGAAGGAGGGUGAUGAAGACUCCCUGGAGGAUCUGUCUGACAUGAGUGAAGAGGAUGAUGAGGAUGAUGAUGUAUUAUCUUCUGAAAGUGAAUUAGAAGAUGAUUCUCCACAAACCAGCAGCAAAGCUCCAAAUAAGUUGUCACAAGCUGACCUGAAGGUCCUCACAGAAGGAGAGGAAGAUGUUGUUGAAGAUUUGGAGUUCUCUGAUGAAGACUGAAGAGAGAGAUGCGUGUGAAUCCUGGCUGUGGUGGAAGUUCUACACUUGGUGUUAUUCUCCCACUGUCUUGUUGGUAGCUAUUGUUCAGACAAGCUGCCCUGGAGCAUAGGACCCAAUGUGCAAGGAAUUCAUUUAUGUCAAACUUGAACAGUCAUCGACAGACGGAGUGGUGAAAAUGAUCAUCUGCCCAAACUAUCUUCAACCACUGGUAUUCCUUAACCUUUUAUUUGCAAGUUUACAAGAGUUACAUCAAUAACAACCCAGUACAGAAAUUGACCAAGUCUGUAGCCGCUGGAAUUGUAAUCCAGAUGGUUACCACUGGAUUAGGAACAUGGACCCAUAGGAAGUUUGAUGACGAGACAGUGGCAAGUUGGGUAAAAUCUGGACAUAUGGCCCUGAUCCACAAUUUCCAAUCUUCUAUCUGUGUAGUUUUAUUUCAGCAUUGUCAGACUGCAUCUUGUGCUUUCUUACACUUGUCGUUUCCCAGCAGUUAUUUUAUUUUGAAAUAAAAGCAUUGAU
This is a messenger RNA of Hemiscyllium ocellatum (epaulette shark), 2849 nucleotides long. RefSeq names its product NOC2-like nucleolar associated transcriptional repressor (gene noc2l). Lineage: Eukaryota; Metazoa; Chordata; Chondrichthyes; Orectolobiformes; Hemiscylliidae. Gene Ontology annotation, biological process: negative regulation of transcription by RNA polymerase II; ribosomal large subunit biogenesis. The record is from RefSeq and is a predicted model, not a curated record. The transcript is spliced from 19 exons. The coding region runs from base 33 to 2330 and encodes 765 amino acids. Gene Ontology annotation, cellular component: nucleolus; Noc2p-Noc3p complex; Noc1p-Noc2p complex. Gene Ontology annotation, molecular function: transcription corepressor activity; histone binding.